UAAGGCGCUGGCGGAGCUGGCAGGGCUGCCGCCGCCACCGCGGCUCUUGAGGGAAACCCGGCGCGGGGCGCUGAGGAGGGAGCGGCCGCGGGCUGCGGGGCCGGGCCAAUCGGGCGGCGGGCCCGGCGCGCGCGGAGCCAGGCAACAUGGAGGGAGGCGCGGCGGCCGUCCGUCCGUGACGUGCCGCUCCCCCGGCCCGCUCUUGUCGGCGAGCCCGAGCCGCCCGCCGGCCCCGCGGCGCCGAGAUGAGCAGGUCCGUAGCACUACUGCUCUGCCUACUGGGCUGCCACGUUUGGAAGGCGGUGACCAAGACGCUGCGGGAGCCCGGCGCCGGAGCCCAAGAGGUCACCCUGAAGGUGCACAUCAGUGACGCCAGCACCCACCAGCCCAUUGGGGACGCACUCAUUGAGAUUUUCAACAAUCAGGUCUCCAUUGCUUCUGGCACGUCGGGGACAGAUGGUGUCGCCUUCAUCAAGUUCCAGUAUAAGCUCGGCAAUCAGCUGGUGGUCACUGCCACGAAGCAUGGCUACGUGCCGAACUCUGCCCCGUGGAAGCCUAUCCGAUUCCCAGUAUUUUCUUCACUGAGUCUUGGCCUGCUUCCAGAGCGAUCUGCUACGCUAAUGGUAUAUGAAGAUGUUGUCCAAAUAGUAUCAGGAUUCCAAGGUGCUCGGCCGCAGCCUCGCGCUCACUUCCAGAGGAGGGCCCUGAGAUUGCCAGAGAACACCAGCUACAGCGAUCUGACCGCUUUUCUCACAGCCGCCAGCUCCCCCUCGGAAGUGGACAGUUUUCCUUAUUUGCGAGGAUUAGACGGCAAUGGAACAGGAAACAGCACUAGGUACGACCUGACCCCGGUCACGGCUGUCAGUGUCCACCUGCUCAGCAGUAAUGGAACGCCGGUGCUGGUGGAUGGGCCCAUCUAUGUCACCGUGCCCCUGGCCACACAGAGCAGUCUGAGGCACAAUGCCUAUGUUGCAGCGUGGCGGUUUGACCAGAAGCUGGGAACGUGGCUGAAGAGUGGUCUGGGCCUCGUACAUCAGGAGGGCAGCCAGCUGACGUGGACGUACAUAGCCCCGCAGCUGGGCUACUGGGUGGCAGCCAUGUCUCCUCCCAUCCCAGGUCCCGUUGUAACACAGGACAUUACCACGUAUCACACGGUGUUUCUUUUGGCCAUUUUAGGAGGAAUGGCUUUCAUACUUUUGGUUUUGCUGUGUCUCCUUUUAUAUUAUUGCAGGAGGAAGUGCCUGAAACCUCGUCAGCACCACAGAAAACUUCAGCUUCCUGCGGCCCUUGAGAGUUCCAAAAGAGAUCAGUCCACGUCCAUGUCACACAUCAACUUGCUGUUCUCUCGGCGGGCAUCAGAAUUCCCUGGGCCGUUGUCCGUCACCAGCCAUGGCCGCCCAGAGGCCCCGGGCACCAAGGAGCUGAGGAGUGGGGUCCAUCUGGACAUGAUGUCUCCCAGUGGUGAAGGGGACCUGCACACACCCAUGCUGAAACUUUCCUACAGCACCUCACAGGAGUUCAGCUCCCGGGAGGAGCUGCUCUCUCACAAGGAAGAGGAGAAAAGCCAGAUCUCCUUGGAUAACCUGACGCCCAGCGGGACCCUGGGGAAGGACUACCAGAAGUCGGUGGAGAUCUUCCCCUUGAAGGCCAGGAAGUCUGCAGAAAGAGAGGGCUACGAGUCCCCCAGCCAGGAGGACUACCGAGGUAGUUACAAGGCCAUGCUGUCACAGCCCUUGUUUGAGAAGCAGGAGCGGGAUGGUCCUUCGAUGGCAGGAAGCAAGCUGGCCAUGCAGGAGCACAUGUACCCGGCGCCAGCAUCUCCUGAGAAAGAGCAGCUGCUGGACCGCAGAGCUAACGAGUGCAUGAUGUCACGCUCGGUGGACCACCUGGAGAGGCCCACAUCCUUCCCACGGCCUGGCCAGUUGAUCUGCUGUAGUUCUGUGGACCAGGUCAAUGACAGCGUUUACAGAAAAGUGUUGCCUGCCUUGGUCAUCCCUGCCCAUUAUAUGAAACUCCCCGGGGACCAUUCCUAUGUCAGCCAGCCUCUGGCGGUUCCAGCCGACCAGCAGCUGGAGAUCGAGAGACUCCAGGCUCAGCUCGCCAACCCGCACGCUGGCGUCUUCCCCCAUCCAGCCUCUCAGAUACAGGGCCAACCCUUGUCUUCCCAGGCCAUCUCACAGCAGCACCUGCAGGAGGCAGGCACCCGAGAGUGGAGCCCUCAGAACGCGCCCAUGUCCGAGUCUCUGUCCAUCCCGGCAUCCUUGAACGAUGCGGCUCUGGCUCAGAUGAACAGUGAGGUGCAGCUGCUGACAGAGAAGGCGUUGCUGGAGCUGGGCGGUGGGAAGCCGCUCCCACACCCGCGGGCGUGGUUCGUCUCCCUAGAUGGAAGGUCCAAUGCUCACGUUAGACACUCUUACAUUGAUCUCCAAAGAGCUGGAAGGAACGGAAGUAACGACGCCAGUUUAGACUCAGGCGUGGAUAUGAACGAACCAAAAUCUGCCCGUAAGGGAAGGGGAGACCCUUUGUCCCUCCCGCAGAACCACCCGCCCGUCCAGGAGCAUCAGCAGAAAGAGCCCCGCGCCCAAGACGGCACCGCUUACACGCAGCUCGUGUACUUGGACGACAUGGACCAGAGCGGCAGCGAGGGAGGCACCACCGUGUGCACCCCUGAGGACAGCGCGUUGAGGUGCUUGUUGGAAGGGCCCAGCAGGAGGAGUGGAGGCCAGCUGCCCAGCCUGCAGGAAGAGACGACCAAACGAACUGCAGACGCACCCCCAGAGCCACCAGCCAGCCCCCAGCCGAGAAGGCCUGCUGCCGACGAAGAGGAUGAGGACGACGAGGACGAUGACCAAGGAGAAGACAAGAAAAGCCCCUGGCAAAAGCGAGAGGAGAGGCCCCUGAUGGCAUUUAACAUUAAAUGAGCUGCCGCAGAACCACCCAGCUGUGGAAUAGCAAAUUUUGCCAAAUAUCCUUUGUGGUGGAAGCGCACACCUGCGUGUGGAGGCCGUGGAGCAGCAGCGGCUGCAGGAGGUGGACGCUCCCUGCGUUCCUGUUGGCCUUGCGGACGUGAGAAAGCGAUCAAAGCCGCCCACCACUCCAGAAUACAGGAUAACCUCGAGGGACACCUCACCUCCAAGGAGGUGGCUGGAAAAACGUCCCGAUUUCCGGGCCGGACACGACGGGUCCACCACCGGGACGCUGAAAAACCCACGCAUGGUGUCGCUAAUGCUCUACCAAUCACCUCAUUUCUCCCUCAGAUUCUGGGAACAGAUGAGACUCUUUGCAUUGCUCAAGUCGGUUUUAUCACGAUGAUGCUACUGUGAAGCUGUUAUUGAGAAAUUAGGUUACCACUUAGUGUCUCCGAGGAAAGCUAUGCAUCGCUGCUUUGUUGUCUUACUUUUGCUUAGGUUUGGCUUUGGUUAGGUUUUGUAUGGGGGUUUGCGUUUAUCUUUGUGAUACAGUUUGGUUGUAAGGGUUUGAUUCCUUCGCUUGAACCCGUUCAGCUUCUCAGCGGUUCUGUUUCGGUGUCUCCCCUCAGGAGCCCCUGAGUGUCAUCUCUGGACACCCAGGCUUUGUUAGUGAAAUCCUACCGAAAUCUGUAUCAGCUCAGAGUCCUUCAAUUCUGGUCCCAUUAACUCCAAGUGCCUUUUUUACAGUGACAACAGACAGUCCCUCACUUUUUGUUUGUUUGGGGUCUUUUCUCUCUACCUUCUGGAUUGAACUGCCUAGAUUUUAUAAAGUGAUCAAAGGAACCCCUUUGCUUUCAACUGCAUGCUGCCAAGUGCCAUUUGUGCUCAGCAUUCCCAUUUCCAUGCAGUGUGCUGUCUAGUUACCGUGUGUCCUGUGGGUUCUAUUAGCUGAAAUAGACGAGAGGACAGUUAGAGAUGCCCUUCCUGACGCCAGCCCUCGGCCACCUGCCACCACAACAGGCUCUCUGGCUGUUUGUAUAUACGGUUACGUAUUAGCUCCAGAAUCCCAUGGGCUGACCUUGCUCACCAACCCCGAGAGUAGAGGCUGAGCAGGUGGACUGAAUGUGACUGUUAGGAAGAUUCGUAUGUACUACCCAAAAGUGCCAGAAUGACUCUUCUGUGCAUUCUCCUUAAAGAGCUGCUUGGUUAUCCAAAAAUGAAAAUUCACAAUAAACUCUGGAGACAGAGGGGAAAAAAACAGUAUUUUGGUGGUCAUUUUUCAUUCAUUCUGAGCCAUUACCAUGAAGACUUUGGUGUGCAUUGCUUGGUGAUCUGAAACAUGCUUGCUGGAUAUGUGAAAACUACCUAACAGACUCCC
Messenger RNA from Ochotona princeps (American pika), 4287 nucleotides. It is a transcript of the gene FAM171A1, whose product is annotated as family with sequence similarity 171 member A1. The record is from RefSeq and is a predicted model, not a curated record. The coding region runs from base 246 to 2921 and encodes 891 amino acids. The transcript has 8 exons. NCBI's taxonomy places the organism in Eukaryota, Metazoa, Chordata, Mammalia, Lagomorpha, Ochotonidae. Gene Ontology annotation, cellular component: plasma membrane. Gene Ontology annotation, biological process: regulation of cell shape; stress fiber assembly.